This is a messenger RNA of [Torrubiella] hemipterigena, 3590 nucleotides long. The record is from the annotation of a GenBank genome assembly. Lineage: Eukaryota; Fungi; Ascomycota; Sordariomycetes; Hypocreales; Clavicipitaceae.
CUCCCCUUUUCUUCUUUUUCCAGAAUAAAACACGUCCGUCUCGUCUUGUUUCUUACAGGAUAUUCGUCGCCUGUUUCUGCUGUACUUCUCUUACAAAACGCCUCGACUCCUGCAUUUCUACUCGGCAUUUCGCGGGACCCCUGCCUAGCUUUUUCAGCGCCCGUUCACUGUCCACUACCACAACACCUCGCUACGUAAGGUACGUUUGAAAAGCAGUGUCUUUUUCGAGGAAAUCGCUGUUUAUUACUAUUUUCGACUACAUCUCUACGAGAUGGCUUUUCAAUUUACAAAAUUUUACAAAAUCUACUGCAUGCACACAUUCACAUUCACACUCACUGAACUCUUUUUCUCACUUACCUCCUGCAAACACCCGCUUUGUUGGGACCACAGGGCCCAUCUCCAGCGGACACACCCCCCCACCAAAAAAAAGAGACCAGCAGCGUAGCGCUGCCCUCCGGUUUACCACCGAUGAGUGAGAGAAGUCCUCCUCCACGGGCACAAACCUGGCUACCGCUCUGCUUCUCUUUUUUUUCUGCCUCAUUUUCCUUUCCCCAGGCCUCGUCCAUCAUCAAAAAGGCAACUCAUUUGCCUAUUGCCCCUUUAUUCAUCACAUUCCCUGCCCUCCAUUUCUGCCCAAUCCCCCUUCUCCAUCCGGCGCUCCCGUUUCGAAAACUGCCCGCGCAUUGCCCACGUUUCGCCUCGGCGGCCCGCUGCAUUGCCGUCCCUGUAUCGGAUUUUGCUGCGCUAGAACAUCGACGCCCCUACCUCAUUCACGCGAAACAUAUACAGCGCUGCGCUCUGCUAUAUCUCCAAGCAUAGUUGCUCGCAAUGUAUAAAGCGUCUCUGUCCCCCGCACCCCGGAUCAUGGCCUUUGCUGCCAGACCGUCAAGACUCCCUACUUCCGUCGUCUCUCCUGCGCUGGCGCAUCACCUCUCAUCCACCUGCUGCUGCUCGUCAACACCACGUCACCUCACCACAACCGCCGUCGCUUCUGCUGCUGCACAAGCAACAACAACCAUGUCGGCUCAUUACCCCAUCGACUCGUCGGCCUCCGACGCCUCCACCCAACGCUCCAUGUCACCUUCUCCUGUCCCCUCCACCCACACAUCUCGCACAUCCCUUUCCCUCUCCUCAUCCAGACGCUCUCGUUCUCCUACCCACAGGUUUACUAACCGUAAUCCCAUGGCUGCAGUCAACGUAGCUGCCAUUCAAGAAGCAAUGAAGAUGGCCGCUCUCGAUCAACAUAGGGGCUAUGCCCAAGACCACUACGGUGAGGUCAAGCAGGACCAGGCCACCGAGUACGUCGACCAAGGCCACGCCGCUGGCUACCAGGUCCUCCGUGAGCCUCUCUGGAACAAGGGUCUGUCCUUUACGCCCGAGGAGCGCAUCGCCAAGAACCUCACUGGCCUCAUCCCCCACGCCAUGGAGUCUCUCCAGACACAGUCUCUCCGCGCCAUGAAGAUGAUUGAGUCUCGUCAAACAAAUAUCGACAAGUACCUCUACCUCUCUGGCGUCAAGAGCCAAAAUGUCGAUCUCUUCUACCGCCUCCUCAUGGACAACAUCCGCGACCUCAUGCCUCUUGUAUACACCCCCACCAUUGGUGAUGUCUGCCUCCAAUACUCCACCCUCUACACUCGCCCCGAGGCUCUCUACAUCUCCAUCAAGCAGCGCCGCUCUAUUCGCACCAUGCUCCGUAACUGGCCCUGCAACAACCCGGAGAUUUGCGUCGUCACUGAUGGAUCUCGUAUUCUCGGUCUCGGCGAUCUCGGUGUAAAUGGUGUUGGUAUUUCUAUUGGCAAGCUGUCUCUGUACACUGCUGCCGCUGGUAUCCACCCAGACAAGACCCUUCCUAUUGUCCUUGACUGCGGUACUGACAACGAGACCAACCUCAAGGAUCCCCUGUACCUCGGUCUCCGUCAGAAGCGUGUCCCCGUAAGCGUCCAGCAAGAGUUCAUGGAUGAGUUCAUGGAAGCCGUCAAGGAGGUCUAUCCCAACAUGGUUGUCCAAUUUGAGGACUUUGAGAGUGAAAAGGCGUUCCGCUACCUUGACCGUUACCGCAACACACACCGUUGCUUCAACGAUGACAUCCAGGGAACUGGUGCUGUCGUCCUUGGUGGCUACAUUGGCGCCGUCAACCUGUCCGGUGUCCCUCUUGACGAGCAGCGUCUCGUCUUCAUGGGUGCUGGCUCUGCUGGUGUCGGUGUCGCCAAGCAGCUCGUAGAGUACUAUACCAAGCGUGGACUUAGCGAGGCUGAGGCCCGCGACAAGUUCUGGCUCGUUGAUACCAAGGGUCUUGUCACUGCUGACCGUGGUGACAACCUGGCUGACCACAAGAAGUACUUUGCUCGUACCGACAACGACGGCAAGCAGUACAAGUCUCUUGAGGAGGUCAUUGCCUACGUCAAGCCCAGUGCUCUCGUUGGCUUGACCGCCACUUUUGGUGUCUUCACUGAGCCCGUCAUCCGCGCUCUCAAGUACUCCGUUGAUGCUGGCGGUCCUAACCGUCGCCCCAUCCUCUUCCCCCUCAGCAACCCUCUAACCAAGGCCGAAUGCACAUUUGAGCAGGCUGUCAAGUGGACUGAGGGUACCGUCAUCUUUGCUUCUGGUUCUCCCUUCAGCCAGCUCACCAUUGACGACGUCACCUACUUCCCCAACCAGGGUAACAACGUGUACGUUUUCCCUGGUCUGGGUCUCGGUGCCAUCUUGGCCAAGGCUACUCGCGUCACCGACGAGAUGGUCUACACCUCUGCCUCUGCCCUUGCCGGCUCUCUCAACGCUGAUGAGAUUGCUAAGGGCCUCAUCUACCCCCGCAUUGAGCGUGUUCGCGAGGCCAGCAUCAUUGUUGCUCGCGAAGUCAUGAAGACAGCUCGUCGUGAAGGUGUCUCAACCCUGCCCGAGUCCCUGUGGAACGAGUGGGAGGAGUGGGGUGACGUUGCCCUGACCUCAUAUAUCAACAAGCAGAUCUAUGAUCCCAAGAGCUUCAGUGAUAUCGUUGCCAGCCAUCUGUAAUUGCAUACCCUGUUUGGGUUGCACCCAUGCCUCAUAAGGCAUCUGGGAUCAUAAAAAAAACCAUCAAUCCUGAUGCGGCGUUGGAAUUUUGCGUUGUCUGCAUAUUUAGCCUUUUGUUGGAAGCAUUCAUCUGGUUGAUGCCAGCCAGAGAGAUGGAGCUUGACAUUCUUUUCUCUUCUUUGUCGUCAUGUCGUUGUGCCGUUUCUGAAUGGCGUAUAGUUGUUUUCCAGAGUAGAUCUCAAAGCAUGAGCCCUGAGUGGCCUUAAUAUUUUCAAGCUGCCUCUUUUCAUGAAAGCGUGACUUUGUUUCAUCUUGAUGCUCUAAAGGCCAUUGCUGAACAUAAUGAGUCUGGUGUGAUUUCAAUGAGAGAACUCAUUCAGUAGCCAGCCAUUGUGGUGACGAGCAAGCGUGUCGCUCCCGUGACAAGGUGGAUAUGUCGUCUCUCAAGCAGUCCGUAGGUAGGCAGGGUGUUGGGAAAAUAAGUCCCAAGCGAAUAUCAACACGCUUUUAUAACUGAAAUUGGCGCAGAGGAACAAAAGAACUGCUGGAAAUGGUGAAGAUGAGAGAAAUGAAGGGGUUGC